CCUAUAAAUCCUGGAUUAUUUUUUUGGGCAGACAGCUCUGAAUUUUCCAAAAGCGGCUACAAAGAAAAGCAAUGAUCAACAAAAACAAGGAAAUAACCGCAACAAGCAACACGCAGCCCUCUCUAGUUUUUUAGAAAGAAAGUAUCGCUGAUAGUUCAAAAUGAGCUCUUAUGUUGACUGCUCCAAUCUCAGGCAAACAAGCGAGACAACUUCUCCUAACACUAUGUUUAGUUUCGAUCUGUCUGGGCGCAGGUCCAGCCGUUAUGAGGGUGUUAAUGUGAACGGGGCAUUCACUUGUCCCGUCCCCACGACCUCUGUUGAACGGGAGGAGAUGAAAACUAGCCUGCGUGGCAAUACGGAUACUCCUCUCCCGUCAGGACCACAGAUAACCAUGGUCUCCAGUAGCUCGUCCGUGGACCCAAGCGGGCUCAAAUACGGCAGCGCCACGCUGCUGGGACUAGGGGCAGACAGAGACCCGGAGAGGAGCGCAAAAUCCGGCGGCAACAAGAGCCAGGAGAGCGGGAGAAACGCGGAGAACACGCAAACGGUGAAACAAAACACAAAAGUGACCCAGCGUCCGGACAGUGAGCAGCGACCACAGAUUUAUCCAUGGAUGACAAAACUGCACAUGAGCCACGAAUCGGAGGGUAAGCGGUCCAGGACCAGUUACACCCGCUACCAGACUCUGGAGCUGGAGAAAGAGUUUCACUUCAACCGGUACCUGAGCCGCCGCAGGCGCGUAGAGAUCGCCCACACCCUGUGUCUAAACGAGAGGCAGAUCAAAAUCUGGUUCCAGAACAGACGAAUGAAGUGGAAGAAGGACUCAAAGAUCAAAGUGAAGGAGUAGAAGUGCACCAGUGGAAGGGUGGGGGAGAGCAUGCAGCACGUUUUCAGCCCCACACACUGCACAGUGCUGGAGUGCCGCCUGACCUCCGGAUGAACUGCUAGGAGCAAUGACAUCAUGACACCGCUCUGUGUGCUUCAUCACCAAUUAUGUGUCACUUGCUGCAGUUUGGGACCUAAUGUAUUGAAUAUCAUUCACUUUGAUCAAUCGGUUUACAUUUCUAAAUUAAUUUGCUGCCCAUGCGAUGAUAACCUCACUUUGCUGCACGAAGGGGACACGAGGUUGAGGGGAGCUGGGAGUCCUUCACGCUGCGAGGCUUCGCGCUGCGGUGCACUGAGAGGCUGCACAAAGCUACUCAUAAUCCGUGUUUUUAAUUAGGAUGAAAGUAGUGGAGGCUGGGUGACAGUCUGCAUCAUUUUUUUCAGCUCUGUAUCGUCAUCCUUUGAUAAAACUUUAAGGUCGACCAAUCAAAUAAAGACAAAAUAUUGGACUUGCUUUGGAAAUCACACGAUUAUGGGCAACAGUUUUACGCCACUAAACAAAGCAACACUGCUCUUCCUCCUCUUCUCUUGUCACUUUACUUUCUAACAAGUUGCAGUGGACACAAGUUAGGGCGACCGGACGUGUGAUGUGUUCAGUGAGCUAAUAUGUUUUUUGAGUGGAAAUCUGUCAAGGCAUCAUCCGUGUUGUCUGUCAUAUGCCUGUGAAUCCAAGUCCUUCUGUGUCAUUCAGCGAGUGUAUGUGAUGAUAUUGUGAUGUGCAAUGCAGCCAUGUUUUCUGUCCUUCUGUAAACUUAAGGUGCCCGGUUUAGCCUACACAAGGCCCAGAAUAACUGAUAGAUGCCUCAGUUGUUGAUUGUAACCAAUAAAGACUCGUUAUUAAAAGUAAAAAUACUCAAUAUUCACAUUUCUGUUGUUAUUUCUGGUAUC
This is a messenger RNA of Scatophagus argus, 1773 nucleotides long. RefSeq names its product homeobox C5a (gene hoxc5a). The transcript has 2 exons. Gene Ontology annotation, biological process: anterior/posterior pattern specification; regulation of transcription by RNA polymerase II. Gene Ontology annotation, molecular function: RNA polymerase II cis-regulatory region sequence-specific DNA binding; DNA-binding transcription factor activity, RNA polymerase II-specific. The record is from RefSeq and is a predicted model, not a curated record. The coding region runs from base 161 to 847 and encodes 228 amino acids. Lineage: Eukaryota; Metazoa; Chordata; Actinopteri; Scatophagidae. Gene Ontology annotation, cellular component: nucleus.